Molecule: messenger RNA, 2122 nt
Organism: Vollenhovia emeryi
Lineage: Eukaryota; Metazoa; Arthropoda; Insecta; Hymenoptera; Formicidae
Gene: MED19
Product: mediator of RNA polymerase II transcription subunit 19
Exons: 4
Coding region: 527-1255 (242 amino acids)
Biological process (GO): positive regulation of transcription by RNA polymerase II
Cellular component (GO): mediator complex
Molecular function (GO): transcription coregulator activity; transcription factor binding
Source: RefSeq, a predicted model, not a curated record
CUUGUAAAGCCACUCCACGCGUAAUGCGUAUGUAUAGAACUCGCUGACACUAUAAGAGGAGGUGUACUCGUCACAAUUUUCAAACACUACUCGAACACGACGUCGUUGUCCAGAAGAAUAAUUGAGAUAUCCGAUAUCGGGGAUAUCCCUCAUGUGUAUCCGCACUAAAUACGUACUACGGUGCUUACGGUGGUGGCCGGACGAGCGAGUCUGUCAUUAGUUGAGAGCAGAUUAGCCGUUCCAGUCUCACUCCUAUCGCUCGUAUCCCGCGUAGAUGCCGUAGACUGGCGUAGAGGAGCGUUCGCGGCCAGCCAGCUGAGCCUGCGAAGAGAGAGUGAGAAAGAGAGUGCGUGCGCGUCGUGGAGGAUUCCAAACUGUCCAAGAAUCCCGAGUCGCAAAUUGCGGCAAUGUGAGCGUCUCUUGGCGAGUCAACGUCGGAUGUCGCGACGUUGUAAAAUUGCGUAGCCAACUUGGACGAGUAGCGCAUUACUUUUGAUACCAAGGUGCGCAAAACUGAAGCGACAGGAUGAUGAUGGGCGAUCAGUUUCGCAGCAAAGUGGAGCAAUACUCACCCAAGUCCUCGCCAAGAGGAGCACGCUCUCCAGUUGUAUCUCGUCAAGAUUCGACAGGAACGCUAAAGACAACCAUUUCUCUUGGCAAGAACCCUUCCAUUGUCCACAGUGGACCGUUUUAUCUGAUGAAGGAACCCCCAGGGGAAAGUGAACUUACCGGGGCAACAAAUUUGAUGGCUUAUUAUGGCCUGGAACACUCCUACAGCAAGUUUAGUGGUAAAAAAUUGAAAGAGCAGCUAUCGUCUUUCUUGCCAAAUUUGCCUGGCAUUAUCGACAGACCUGGGCAUCAAGAUAACAGCUCGCUAAGGUCGGUGAUUGAGAAACCUCCUAUAGGUGGUAAAGAGCUGUUGCCCUUGACCAGUGUACAACUUGCUGGUUUCCGAUUGCAUCCUGGCCCACUGCCAGAGCAGUAUAGGUACAUAAAUCAAGCUCCACAGAGAAAGCACAAAAAUAAGCAUAAGAAGCACAAGCAUAAGCCUGGGGAGGUGCUCAGUGGGCAGGAGACUGCGACGACGGACGUAGGUGGUUCCGAUACGCAUGAAAAGAAGCAUAAGAAGCAGAAAAGGCACGACGAAGAAAAGGAGGCUAGGAAGAAGCGAAAGAAGGAGAAGAAGAGGAAAAAGCAGAAGCACAGUCCCGAGCAUACCGGCAGCCUCACACCGUCGCAGCAUUCCAAUUCGUGAUCUCUAAUCUGUCCUUUUCAACUCAUGCCAAAUUUUUCAUCGAAACUUUCAAGAGCGUCAUGUCUAUACUUGUCAGCGCGCUAGGCUUGUAAAUAUAGGUACGAAUUAAUGAUAUAUCGUUUGGCUAAAAAAUAAGUUUGUGCUUGAGCAAUUCGGUAAAUCUAAAUUUCUAUUAGCAAGUACAUGAAUUAACACCCGAAUAUCCCAUAUUUACAUAUUACGAGGAAGAGAACUCUGUCUGCGAAUCAUGUAUAUACGUAAAAUAAGUACUAUAAUCUUUUUUUCAUUCGGAGGAUUGUGUCUGCCGGUGUUUACAAAAAGAGUUUUACACUUGACGAAAUUGUUUGCUCAAUCUUGUUAUUUCGCAUGUUACAAACAAACUGAAAUCUCGACUAUGGUGAAAAUGGUAUUGUGCGUUUUAUUUUUAAAAGUUUUGCCGCACAGGCGAGUUAAAUCGUUGCAAUGAAUAUCGUUUAGUUUGUAUGAUUUUUUACAUAAUGUGCAGUAUAUACGUGUGUGUGUGUGUGUGUAUGUUUUCUUAAGCACACCUUUGCGCAAGCCUUGCAUAUUCGAAAGUUGCCUGUAUCGGUGAAAGGGUAGUGUAAAUUUCGAUCGUGUUACAAUUAUGUUUCUCGAGAUUAAGAUGUAAAUAUACGUAACGGAUUAACGAAAGAGGACUAGACACUGCUCUUUUCUGCAAAGCUCGGUCACAAAGUUCACAAGUGUACAAUUCACGUGCUUUAAGCCUGAUGCGAUGAUGGAUUUAGCAGCGAGGGGCGCGAAAGAAAGAGAAGAAUCGAAUAUAGAUGUAAUAUUUAUAGCGCGAAAGGGGCACAAAGAAUUAAAGUGAUCGAUUUCGCAACAGCA